GCUGCUUCGUUGUGCCACCAUGGUAAGUUUGGAUCCCGCAUCCGCCACUGCUGGUCAAGUACAACUUAAGUGAAUGGCUUUGACUACAACUUAACUUCGCAGGCUCCGAGGUCCGAACCAUCAAAGAGAGAGCGCAUAACAGCGUCGAACCAGCCAUGAAUGACUCGGUGUAGUGGUGGAGACUUGGAAUGAGAGAAUUACUGCAAUUUGAUUCAGGAAGCCAGAUUUUGCAAGGGGGGUAUGAAUGUAAUUUCAACCUCGAAUGGACUUCUAUACCCCUAAACCCGUUUCAAUCACAUGCAACAAGCAGCUCAGCAGAAGGGGGGGUAUGAUGGUAAUUUCAGUGACAGUUACUGGAGAUUGGGGACCAGAAAACAGAAUCAAGAGAGGGGGGAGAGAGCACACACGUCUGGUAAUCAUUAUAAACCUCGCGCUCUCUGGUUACCCAAUGCACAGUUGCUCUCACUGAAUUGCUAUUCUGUUUCGCUCUCUCCGUGAACUUCCGAGAAUUUGUUUGUUCCUUGAUCGGAGAAACGUUUCCGAUUAGGAGCUCAUGGCGAUGGAAGGCUGCUCUCGCAAACAUGAUGAUGAUGCAGCUACGGUCCUCACUGAAAUGAAGUAUUUGAAAAAGAUGCAACAUAGCCCUGCGGACGCCGUCGAAAGCCCUGCUUUGGAGAGACAAGUACUGUACACAACUGCACCAAUUUCUACUCUAGUGGCAGAGGAAGCAGCAGAGCACAUAAAAGUGGGUUCGUUCUACGAAUUAAUUGAUCAGUCGAAGCUGCCUGAAAGCACCCCACAUCAACUCAAGUCAAUACGUGUUGUUAUGGUGAGAGAGAAGACUAGAAUGAGAGUAUCCAUCAGAUACCCAAGCAUAUCUUCACUCCGUGAACACAUCAGUGAAGGCAACGGUACGAAACCGCACGGGAAGAAGAUACCAAUGUUGGACGAGAAGUUUGUAAUAGGAGCAGAACUUGCUUCAGAAUUGCUUUACAGGAGGGUCCCACCGCUGGAAAUCGCUGAGCGGAGCAACUUUUGGGAUUUCUGGGCUGUGCCUCCAUUGGAAGAAACAGAGAAAAUCUCAAGCAUUAGCUUUAACGCUUGGCCCAGCAACGAGGAGUUAUCGCUGGGUUCUUGUUGGUCCGAACUUAAAUCCAUGGGGAUGGUCAAUUGGGGCAAGCGCCGGCAGGUCCGGUUCCUAUCUCGGCAUGUGGAGGGGAAGCAUGAGCAGAGUACAUUUGAAGCAGCACAGGAUAAAAGGGAAGGAAAAGAAAAAUCGUACGAAGAAGACGAUGAUGAAGACCAAGAACAGAGUGAGCAAGCCGAAUCCGAAGAAGAGGAUGAAGAUGAUGUGGAUGAAGAGCAAGAAGAAGAAGAUGAGGAGGGCGAGAAGCAUAGAAUUGCCAAAACAGAAAAAGCACAGACAGCCAAGAAGAACUUGAAGAGAAAGCGCCAAGAGUAUAUUUUUAGAGCCCAGAGGGCUAGAAGAGCAAAAACAGAGGGGAAAAAUAAGAUGGUGGUUUACAAGCAGUGGCAGAAGAAGAGUAAGAAAAAAGUGCUGAAAAACUCCAUUGAUAGAUGGUCUGUUGAAAGGUAUAAGUUGGCAGAGAAAAACAUGCUGAGGAUUAUGAAGGAAAAGAGAGCUUUUUUUGGAAAACCAAUGCUGAGGCCAGCACUACGAUCAGAGGCUCGAAAGCUGAUCGGAGAUACUGGUUUAUUAGACCAUUUGCUCAAGCACAUGUCAGGGAAGGUGGCCCCUGGCGGGCAGGAGAGGUUCAGGCGUCGACACAAUGCUGAUGGAGCAAUGGAGUACUGGUUGGAGAGUGCAGAUUUGGUUGAUAUAAGGAGAGAGGCUGGUGUACAGGACCCAUAUUGGAUUCCUCCACAUGGGUGGAAGCCCGGUGACAAUCCAACACAGGACCCUACCUGUGCAAGGGAGAUCAGAAAGCUCAAAGAAGAAAUGACCAUAGUGAAAAAGAGCAUGCGGGAUCUGGUAUCAAAGAAGAAAGAGGAAGAGGUACAAGCUGCUGUGGCCUACCCAGUCCGUUGUGUUACAGAUCGAGGUCUGGGAAGUGAUGGUUUAUUACUUCCCCUGAAGGAAACGUAUAUGGAUUUGGUGAAGAGGAAAACCAAGAUUGAAAAACAACUGAUGGCAAUUUCACAAACUUUGACUGGAAUAGAGGAAGAAAUGGGGAAGCUGCACUCAACAAUGGGAGAAACACAGGCACUGUUGGCAGCAACUUAGUUAAGGAAGAAAUGGGAAGCUGCACUCAACAAUAUGAGUUUCAUAGGCACUGUUGGCAGCUAACUUACUUGCAUCUCUGCUUGGCAUUUUUGGAAACUUAGUUCAAUACGUCCUGUCUUUGACAGUUCUUUGGGGCUCAGGGAUAACUGCCCCACUUUUUUGACAAGAAGAUAAAUAGGCAUUAUUAAUGUAACCAAGAACUUAUCACGGUCUUGUUUAUGGGGAAUAUAUACGAAUAUUGAUACAGAAAUAAUAAUUAAUCAAUCGUGAAGUA
This is a messenger RNA of Tripterygium wilfordii, 2519 nucleotides long. Its product is annotated as protein DYAD. Bases 554 to 2245 code for a protein of 563 amino acids. NCBI's taxonomy places the organism in Eukaryota, Viridiplantae, Streptophyta, Magnoliopsida, Celastrales, Celastraceae. The transcript has 9 exons. The record is from RefSeq and is a predicted model, not a curated record. Gene Ontology annotation, biological process: meiotic sister chromatid cohesion; meiotic cell cycle; reciprocal meiotic recombination.